AUGCCACCCUCCUCAUCUUCUCAUCUAUUUCCAACCUAUACCACCUCCUCCCGAUCGGUUGGCCGACAGUCAGGCAGCCGUAGUGGCUCCCCGUUGACAGAAGCUCCUGGAAACGAGGAACUGCUUCUCGAGCAAAUCCGUUCACUGCAGGCCAAGCUUGCUGAUCUAAAGGGAAAAUACUCAGCAGCUAUGUCCGAACUCUCCGAUUUCAAGCUAGCAGCGACUGCUAAGAAGGGCUGCCGCCAAAAAGGGACUCCCAUCGACCUAGCCACCCAUCUUACCUGUCUCGGUUGCUUCCACCAUGCCUUCUUCUCCACGAUCUUCAACCCCACCCAAGCUCUUGGCCACCCCCAGCCAGAUUUUGCAUACUUCGACCCAAAACGAUAUGAAUCUACCGAAUCGAUCGAAUUGGGACCAGCCACGGAGGUCUAUGUUUGUGUACCCCAGGAAUAUUACCCAUUGAUCCUCUCGAGUGAUGUUUUCGCUUGGCAGUAUGGCAGUGGUGUUAGCUCUGGCUGCUCUUCUGCCAUCCAUUCUGUUCGAGCUGAAGGGCAGGCCCUCUUUCAAAUUAGCUCAGUUUUCUUUCACACCCCGAAGAGUGGCAAGGAUAGUACCACCACGGCUGAAGACGGCGAAGAGACUGAUGCCUCUGCGAGUGAUGCUGGAACCCCUGGCCAUCGAGACUUCCACUUUCCACUUCUAUAA
This is a messenger RNA of Cyclocybe aegerita, 705 nucleotides long. The record is from the annotation of a GenBank genome assembly. Lineage: Eukaryota; Fungi; Basidiomycota; Agaricomycetes; Agaricales; Hemipholiotaceae.